AAGUUUCACUGAGUUUCUCGUCGUAUAAUGCUGUUGUAGUUAUACCUGGUUGUACGCAGUUGUACGUAAUUCGCGUAUGGGAAAAUUACGGAAAAUUAGCUUGAAGUUUCAUUAAGGUAAACGCGUAAACGCCAUUUUCAGUUUGCUAAACCUGCAGGCUGCAAGCCAAAAAGCUAGAGGCAAUCCAUCGAAUACUGUGUGGCUCGGUGGUGGUGGUGGUAAGAGCGUCGUCGUCGGUCAGUUGUUGCUUCGGUGUUUCCCGUCGAUUACGCUUAAUCUGUAAUUUCUGGUGAUUAGCGAGGUAACAGCAAAAAGCAGUAAGUGUACGAACUACACGCGACGAACGAAGGAGAGGUUCACCAUGUCGAACGGAAGCGGAGAUCAUGACGAGGAGGGAUACGUGGUGAAGUUACGUGGGCUUCCGUGGUCCACUACGGUCGAUGAAAUAAUGAAAUUCUUCAGCGACUGUUCCAUUUCGAACGGUAAGAACGGUGUUCACAUGACCAUGUCCAGAGAAGGUCGUCCAAGCGGAGAGGCUUACGUAGAAAUGGAUACACCCGAAGAUAUCGAGAAAGCUUGCAAGCGAGACAGGGAUCACAUGGGUCAUCGUUACAUAGAAGUAUUUAAAGCGAAAAGAGGUGAAAUGGAGUGGGUGGUCAAGAGAAGCGGCUUGAACCUAGAGAAUGCUAUGGACGACGGUUGCGUGAGAUUGCGAGGUCUACCAUUUGGCUGUUCCAAAGAAGAGAUAGCACAAUUCUUCUCAGGGUUGGAGAUAUUGCCGAACGGGAUUUCACUACCGACAGACUACACGGGCCGCAGUACUGGGGAGGCUUACGUUCAAUUUGUUAACAAAGAUGUUGCGGAGCGCGCUCUGCAGAAACACAAGGAAAAGAUAGGACACAGAUACAUCGAAAUCUUCCGAAGCAGCUUGUCCGAAGUGCGUGCCAGCAUCGGGCCGAAAAUGCGAGGCGGCCCAAUGGGCGGCUUCAAUCAGAGACCCGCUCCCUAUGACCGCGGCGCCCGUUUCGGUGGAAUGAAUCGGUUCAGCAACAACAGCAGAGGUUCCAGAAACAGAGACUUCGACGGCGGUCCAUGGGGAAGCGGCAAUAACUUCGAUUCUCGCGGAGGGAACAUGGGAAUGCGUGGCGGCGGCAUGGACAUGAAGAGCGGAAACUUUAGGGGUAGCGGUGACACGUGGGGUGGCAAUUCCGCCAUUCACAGCAUACACAUGCGAGGAUUGCCGUUCAAAGCUACCGAGCAAGACAUAGCCGACUUCUUCAGACCCAUCGAACCGAUAAACGUUCAAAUUAUUCUCGAGAACGGCGGCCGGCCAUCUGGAGAAGCGGACGUAGAAUUCGCGACCCACGAGGAGGCUGUCAAAGCCAUGUCUAAGGACAAGAGCCAUAUGUCUCACAGAUACAUCGAGCUGUUCCUAAAUUCCACUGGUGGUUCCAGCGGAAUGUCCCUGGGUGGUAUCGGAAACUUCUGCGGGGGAUUGGGCAAUAACUUCAGGCCCGGAUACUCUCCGAACAGAGGUUUCAGCUCGCAGCUAGGGGGUAGUAAUUAUAAUAGUUUUUGAGGCCGGAUAUCGCGUUACGUGCGCUACCGACGAUAAACCUCCCAAAUCAAACUUUUAUCACAUCGAACGAUUACGUGUAACAAUGAAUUCCGUUUUCAUAUUUCGUUUCAGUUUCACGUCAACUAACUUUUGUUCGUUCCAUUCUGUUCUGUGAGCUACGCCUACGUAUAAUUACAAAGGGAGAGAGUGAAACUGACUUUACUUUAGUUUUUACGAUGAUACACGUAAUAUUCGUGAAAAUCAAUUGAAACCGUUUUCGCGAACGGACCGUGAUUCGAUCGAUGGGAAUUUAUUUUCGACUACUGCGUUUUUCUGUUCACUUUCGUCUGCGUUCAGUGAGUUGGUCGCAGCCCGCGCAGCCGUAUUCGAAGACAAUUUUGAAUCAGUCUUGUUCGGUCACGGUCCGAUUCCGAUAGUGGGAGUUUCAUCCCGACGGAUAGAUGGCCUCGAUGGCUCGAUGCUCGAUUUCAUUUAAAUCUCACGAAAAGUAAAUUACAAAUUUCAAUACAAAAGGAUAGGAAGAAUAUAUUUCUAACUGUGUAAUAAUAUAGCUUUGAACUCUGACAGAAUCGUGGACAGAGUUUAGAAGUAAUACGUUUGCAAUCGUACAAGGAUUCAGUUAGAAUCAUAUCGGAAGUCAUCGCGGACACACGAAUGAUUACAAUCCAUACUGUAACAUAAUAUUUAUCUAAAGAAUAAUUCACGGUUACAUUUAUAUAGUUUAUGCCGAGUAUCGAUUACAACUAUUCUAGAAAUUAACUACGCGAGAGAUGUUGAACUUCUCGCCUCGUUCUCAAUGAUUACGAUGUAUACAUAUAGGAUAUUGUGAAAAAAAUGAGAGUACAUUGAAUGAUCCUAUUCCACUUUUGGCAUUUAUGAAAAUAUUUCGAAUCGUCGUCGACUUGUAGAGCGCUAAAGAGUAAGUUUCUGUAAACGACAUCGCGGGAAGAAAGGAAAUAUUUAUAAUUAAUAUUUCGUUAUAUACAUACAUAUGUACGAGUAAAAGUGGAUAGAGAAUACUCUCUUAUUUGUCAUUGUGAAAAUGAGUGUUGUGCACCGUGCGAGAAUGCUUGUAAUUCGCUUGGAACCUCAUAUUUUGUACGCGAGAAAAAAAGUUGAAAGAGGAGCAAAAUUAUAAAUUAUCUCGUGUAUGAGAAUUAUUAGGAAUGGCGUAUGUUUGAUGUCACCUGUGUUUUAUAAGGUAUAACAAUAAAUAUUAUCUUGAUAAAUAAAGUCUCUUGACCGUACGACGAAAA
Ceratina calcarata is the source of this 2835-nucleotide messenger RNA. RefSeq names its product heterogeneous nuclear ribonucleoprotein glorund (gene glo). The coding region runs from base 362 to 1579 and encodes 405 amino acids. The transcript is spliced from 9 exons. Lineage: Eukaryota; Metazoa; Arthropoda; Insecta; Hymenoptera; Apidae. The record is from RefSeq and is a predicted model, not a curated record. Gene Ontology annotation, molecular function: RNA binding.